This is a messenger RNA of Cornus florida, 1324 nucleotides long. RefSeq lists its product as uncharacterized. The transcript is spliced from 2 exons. The record is from RefSeq and is a predicted model, not a curated record. The coding region runs from base 298 to 921 and encodes 207 amino acids. NCBI's taxonomy places the organism in Eukaryota, Viridiplantae, Streptophyta, Magnoliopsida, Cornales, Cornaceae.
GCCACUCAGAUCAAGCAUAGGUAUACAGAGCGCCGCAAAGGCCUAUUAACACAACAAAUACGAGUUGCUCUCACUAACACCGUCCGAUCUCACGCCACGUCAUGGAUCCGCCCCCAAUUCUUCAUUCAACGGCUCAGAUCAACUCUCUGCAAGAGCUACUCGCCUGAACGAAGAAGCUCCUCUAGUCCCUCCUCUACUCUGUCCCCCCUCCUCGUUUUUCAAAUUUCUGAUUUUUGAUUUUUUGGUUUUAAUUUUUGGAAAACUUUCUCGGAUUUUCUCGGGAAAAUUUUGGUGAAGAUGAAAAUCAUGGAGGAAGAGAGGGAUUUCGAAGGAGAGGAAGGAGUUAGGGCUGUGAAUGGUGGAAUUGACGAGGAUGAAGUUGAUAGUGAAGUGGAGAGCGAUACUGAGAAGAGCGAUGGUGUUGAAGUGGUGGAUGGAGAGGACGAGGACGAUGAUGGUGAUGACGAUGACGACGACGACGAUGAGGAGGAGGAGGAUGAGCCAGAGGAGUUGCACAACUCCGGUGGCCCGCCGGUUCAGUCGGUAGAUGACGACGACGAGGACGAUGACGACGAUGACGAUGAUGAUGACGACGACGAUGACGGUGAGGGCGAUGACGACGACGACGACGACGACGGUGAGGGGAACGACGACGAGGAUGACGAGGAAGUCGAAGGAGAGGAGGACAUGGGAACCGAGUACCUUGUCCGACCAGUAGGUCUAGCUGAAGAAGAGGAAGACGCCAGUGACUUUGAACCACAAGAGAAUGGCGAGGAAGAAGAUUUUGAGGAAGAUGAGGAUGACAGUGAUGACAAUGCUGGCGGGAAGGUCGAGGCUCCACCAAAGAGGAAGAGAUCAGACAAAGACGACUCUGGUGACGAUGACGGCGGAGAGGAUGAUGAGAGACCAUCAAAACGGUAGGGCUGGGCCCCUUCUUGUGCUGAAGUCUGACCGUUGACACAUAGGUCAAUCCCGCCCUCUCUCUCUCUCUCUCUCUCUCAAAUACAUCUUUGUAGAAAAAGGAGGAUAGGAUAGCAUGCUUCAUGCUCGCUGCUCUGCCUUCCUAUAACAUCAUCAUGUUGCAGUAUUGUUAGUGUUAGAAUUGUCGUCAUAUUGGAAAUGCAUAGUUCAUAUGGAUUUUCGGAACUAUUUGGAACAGUUUGAUUAGGCUUCUCUGUAAUGUAUGGUGUUAGGUAAAUUUGAGUUUUUCAAGUCUCUUAGGUUAAUGCAGGAAUCCUAGGCAGCAGGGUCUUUGUGGUCUUUCCAGUCUGUUGGAUUGUUAUAAGAUAUUGUUGUUUUAUAUAUUAAUUCUCUCUUUCUUCAA